AUGCCUACGUCGAACUUCAAUCCAGAUGCAAUCCCAGAUUUGACCGGCAAGGUUUUUGUGGUCACAGGCGGGAAUGCAGGCAUCGGUAAAUCUACCGUCGUUGGUCUCGCCAAGCGUGGGGCUAAGGUUUAUAUGGGCGCUAGGAGUGAGGCAAAGGCAUUCGCCGCGAUUGAAGAGAUCAAAGGGCAGCUCCCUGAGGCGAGCAUUCAAAUUCUUCUACUCGACCUGGGUAGCUUUGGGAGCGUUGUUGCGGCUGCAAGAGAGGUGAAAAGUAACGAAACCAAACUUCAUGGGCUGGUCAAUAAUGCUGGGAUAAUGGGAGUACCUUAUGAGGUCACGACCGACGGAUACGAGUCACAAUUCCAGACGAACUAUCUUUCCCAUUGGCUUCUUACUUACCACCUCUUACCACUUCUUCUGUCGACGGCUCGAAGUACUGAUCCUGGCGGUGUCCGCAUUAUCAAUCUCACUUCAGAUGGACAUAGCCUUUUCCCGCCCAAGGAAGGGAUCAAAUUCGAUGAUAUCAAUCUCAAGUCAAGUUCUUCAAUGACACGAUAUGGUCAAUCCAAAUUGGCAAAUUUGCUACACUUGAAGGAGCUACAUCGGCGUUAUGGUCCUGCUUCGCAAGAUGAACCACAAGUCGGUGAGAUUUGGACUGCUGCAGUACACCCAGGACACAUUAACACUGAUCUCAAUCGACAGGCUACGGCUAGUGCGCCCUCUGCCAUACUUCGCAUUUUUACAUCUUUUGGAAGCUGUGUUGGAAUCCUGGCAACAGCAGAUAAGGGCAGCAUGUCGUCGCUGUUCGCUGUUGCUAGUAGCGACUUCAAGAGGAACGAUGCAGGGGGUUACAUUAUCCCAUAUGCGCGCAUAAGCACGCCCAGCGACCACGGGCAGAACUCAAAGCUAGCUUCGAAGUUAUGGGAUUGGACAGCGGAUGAAUUAGGCAAGAAAGGACUGCUAUGA
Molecule: messenger RNA, 966 nt
Organism: Penicillium lagena
Lineage: Eukaryota; Fungi; Ascomycota; Eurotiomycetes; Eurotiales; Aspergillaceae
Exons: 5
Coding region: 1-966 (321 amino acids)
Source: RefSeq, a predicted model, not a curated record